Molecule: messenger RNA, 5016 nt
Organism: Castor canadensis (American beaver)
Lineage: Eukaryota; Metazoa; Chordata; Mammalia; Rodentia; Castoridae
Source: RefSeq, a predicted model, not a curated record
GGAACACAAAUAUAUGCUGCAAAAAGAGGAUCCUUUGUUGACCUUGGAAUUUUAGAUGUCAUGCAGAUAUUUGGCCGAGCCGGGCGACCACAAUUUGACAAAUUUGGGGAAGGAAUCAUUAUAACAACACAUGAAAAACUCAGCCAUUACCUCACUUUGCUUACUCAACAAAAUCCAAUUGAGAGUCAGUUUCUGGAAAGCCUUGCAGAUAACCUGAAUGCAGAGAUUGCUCUGGGAACAGUCACUAAUGUGGAAGAAGCAGUGAAGUGGAUCAGCUACACUUACCUUUACGUACGGAUGAGAGCAAAUCCAUUAGUAUAUGGCAUCAGUCACAAAGCCUAUCAGAUUGACCCAACAUUGAGAAAGCAUCGAGAACAGUUAGUCAUUGAAGUUGGACGAAAACUAGACAAAGCUCAGAUGAUUCGUUUUGAAGAACGAACUGGAUAUUUUUCCUCAACUGAUCUGGGUAGAACUGCCAGUCACUACUACAUUAAAUACAACACCAUUGAGACCUUUAAUCAACUCUUCGAUGCUCACAAGACAGAAGGUGAUAUCUUUGCUAUAGUCUCCAAAGCUGAAGAAUUUGAUCAAAUUAAGGUUAGAGAAGAGGAAAUAGAGGAGUUAGAUGCCUUAUUAAACAAUUUCUGUGAACUGUCAGCACCUGGAGGUGUAGAAAAUAGUUACGGGAAAAUAAACAUCUUACUUCAAACUUACAUCAGCCGAGGAGAGAUGGACAGUUUCUCCCUCAUAUCGGAUUCUGCAUAUGUUGCACAGAAUGCAGCUAGAAUUGUCCGUGCUCUUUUUGAAAUUGCUCUGAGGAAGCGUUGGCCUACCAUGACCUACAGGCUCCUGAAUCUUAGUAAAGUCAUUGACAAGAGACUCUGGGGUUGGGCUAGCCCUUUGAGACAAUUUUCAGUAUUACCACCACACAUUCUAACAAGAUUAGAAGAAAAAAACCUUACUGUGGAUAAGCUGAAAGAUAUGAGGAAAGAUGAAAUAGGUCACAUUUUGCAUCAUGUGAAUAUUGGACUGAAGGUCAAACAGUGUGUUCAUCAGAUUCCUUCUGUUACAAUGGAAGCUUCCAUUCAGCCCAUUACACGGACUGUCCUCCGAGUAACACUCAGUGUCUACCCUGACUUUACUUGGAACGAUCAGGUCCAUGGAACAGUAGGAGAACCCUGGUGGAUUUGGGUUGAAGACCCUACAAAUGAUCAUAUUUAUCAUUCAGAGUAUUUUCUAGCUCUUAAAAAACAGGUUCUUAGUAAAGAAGCUCAACUACUGGUGUUUACAAUCCCUAUAUUUGAGCCUUUGCCUUCCCAAUACUACAUCCGAGCAGUGUCUGAUAGAUGGUUAGGAGCUGAGGCUGUUUGCAUUAUCAACUUUCAACAUCUGAUUUUACCAGAGAGACAUCCUCCCCAUACAGAAUUACUGGAUCUUCAGCCUUUGCCAGUCACAGCAUUGGGAUGCAAAGCAUAUGAAGCCCUGUAUAACUUCAGCCACUUUAACCCUGUGCAGACACAAAUAUUUCAUACGCUGUAUCACACAGACUGUAAUGUUCUACUUGGAGCACCCACUGGAUCAGGAAAGACUGUUGCAGCUGAACUAGCCAUUUUCAGAGUCUUCAACAAGUACCCCACCUCAAAGGCAGUGUACAUCGCACCACUAAAAGCCCUUGUACGUGAAAGAAUGGAUGAUUGGAAAGUUAGAAUAGAAGAGAAACUUGGCAAAAAAGUUAUUGAACUAACAGGGGAUGUGACUCCUGAUAUGAAAUCCAUCGCCCAGGCUGACCUUAUUGUUACUACACCAGAGAAGUGGGAUGGUGUCAGUAGAAGCUGGCAAAACAGGAACUAUGUUCAGCAAGUCACUAUUCUCAUCAUAGAUGAGAUCCACUUGCUCGGUGAGGAAAGAGGUCCUGUUCUAGAAGUCAUUGUAUCUCGAACAAACUUCAUCUCAUCACAUACAGAAAAGCCUGUUAGAAUAGUUGGACUAUCUACUGCAUUAGCUAAUGCUAGAGACCUUGCUGACUGGCUCAAUAUUAAGCAGAUGGGCUUGUUCAAUUUCCGGCCAUCAGUGCGCCCUGUUCCUCUGGAAGUGCACAUUCAGGGCUUCCCAGGUCAACAUUAUUGUCCUCGCAUGGCUAGUAUGAACAAACCUGCAUUUCAGGCAAUUAGAAGUCAUUCUCCAGCCAAACCCGUUUUGAUUUUUGUCUCCUCAAGACGUCAAACUCGACUUACUGCUUUAGAAUUGAUAGCCUUUCUGGCUACUGAAGAAGAUCCAAAGCAGUGGUUGAAUAUGGAUGAAAGAGAGAUGGACAGCGUCAUUGGAGCCGUGAGAGACUCCAACCUGAAGCUGACACUAGCUUUUGGAAUAGGAAUGCAUCAUGCUGGACUACAUGAAAGGGAUCGAAAAACAGUAGAGGAACUGUUCGUGAACUGUAAAAUUCAGGUUCUUAUUGCUACAAGCACAUUAGCCUGGGGUGUAAAUUUUCCAGCUCAUUUAGUAAUUAUUAAGGGAACAGAAUACUAUGAUGGAAAAACAAGACGUUAUGUAGACUUUCCCAUUACAGAUGUGCUCCAGAUGAUGGGGCGGGCUGGGAGGCCUCAGUUUGAUGACCAAGGCAAAGCUGUAAUUCUGGUUCAUGAUAUAAAGAAGGACUUCUACAAAAAAUUUCUUUAUGAACCUUUCCCAGUAGAAUCAAGCUUAUUAGGAGUGCUCUCUGAUCACUUAAAUGCAGAAAUUGCUGGUGGAACAAUCACAUCGAAGCAAGAUGCAAUGGAUUAUAUCACCUGGACUUACUUUUUCCGACGCCUUAUCAUGAACCCUAGCUACUACAAUUUGGGGGAUGUGAGCCAUGAUUCUGUGAAUAAGUUUCUGUCUCACCUUAUUGAGAAGUCCCUGGUUGAAUUGGAACUUUCCUACUGCAUUGAAAUUGGAGAGGAUAAUCGGAGCAUUGAGCCUCUGACAUUUGGCCGAAUUGCCUCCUAUUACUAUUUGAAACACCAGACAGUUAAAAUGUUCAAGGACCGUUUGAAACCUGAAUGUAGUCCUGAAGAGUUGCUUUCAAUUCUGAGUGACGCAGAAGAAUACACAGAUUUACCAGUAAGACACAAUGAAGACCAUAUGAAUAGUGAAUUGGCAAAAUGUCUACCCAUUGAAUUAAAUCCUCAUUCAUUUGACAGCCCCCAUACCAAAGCACAUCUCCUGCUACAGGCACAUCUCAGCCGAGCCAUGCUACCCUGCCCAGAUUAUGACACUGAUACCAAAACAGUCUUGGACCAAGCUCUCAGAGUAUGUCAGGCCAUGCUGGAUGUGGCUGCAAACCAGGGCUGGCUGGUGACUGCCCUGAAUAUCACCAACCUGGUUCAGAUGGUGAUUCAAGGUCGGUGGUUAAAAGACUCUUCUCUUCUUACAUUACCAAACAUAGAACAGCACCAUCUUCACCUUUUCAGGAAGUGGAAACCAGUUGUUAAGGGCCCUCGGACUAAGUGCCGAAGCUCCAUCGAGUGCCUUCCUGAACUGAUCCAGGCCUGUGGAGGGAAAGAACAUGUAUUUAGCUCCAUGGUAGAGAAGGAGCUGCAGGCUGUGAGGACAAAGCAGGCAUGGAAUUUCUUAUCUCGCUUGCCGGUGGUAAAUGUUGGCAUAAGUGUUAAAGGCUCAUGGGAUGACUUAGCUGAAGGACAUAAUGAACUGUCUGUCUCAACUCUGACCGCAGACAAACGAGAUGACAACAAAUGGAUCAGAUUACAUGCUGAUCAGGAGUAUGUGCUCCAAGUCAGCUUGCAGAGACUCCACUUUGGGUUCCACAAGGGGAAGCAGGAGAGCUAUGCAGUUACCCCUCGAUUUCCAAAAUCAAAAGAUGAAGGAUGGUACUUGAUAUUAGGAGAAGUAGAUAAGAGAGAGCUUAUUGCUUUAAAGCGAAUAGGAUAUGUUCGAAGUCAUCAUGAAGUUUCUCUUUCUUUUUACACUCCUGAAAUACCUGGAAGGUAUAUCUUCACCCUGUAUCUCAUGAGUGACUGCUACCUUGGCCUAGACCAACAGUAUGACAUUUAUCUCAAUGUCACACAAGCAAGCAUUUCCACACAGGUCAACACAGAGGUGUCUGAUGCCUUCUCUGAUCUCUGACCCAAACAAGCGAUUUGAAAGAAAUGGUCAAGAGUCUGGCUGCUCAGUCAUUCAAACAAAGUUGAAUUACUUGAUGUUUACCUUCACAGAAUCAACUUCUAACCUCAAGAGAUCCAGGAAAUUGAGAGUGGCUACAGUAUUGACUCCAGCAACACAAAGUUAGCCACAGUUGCCUUUUAAUAAACAUUGUCUUUUACAGUGCUGUCAGAUGAGUGAGCACAUAGGAUAAUCUUUUAAUUUAUGUAUAUUUGAGGUGAUAUUUAAGAGUUAUCAAUCAAAUUUCGCGUCUCACAAUAUACUGUUUACAUUAGCACUGGUUUCUUUUUCCUUUUUUUAAGGAAAACUAUAAUGAGAUGUGACAGCAUUAGAAUUAACUCUGCAACAUAAAAUACGUAAGUCUAUAAGGUAAUACACAAUGCAGCUUGUUAGCAACAUUUAUAGUUUGUUUUGGUCACAUGUAGAAGUAGUUUCAAGAAUUUCUUAAUAGUCGUAAAUGUUAAUGACAUAUAAUAUAAAACUAUAUUACAAAGUUCAGUCAUGACAAAGAAAAACAGAAUAUACUGAUCUUAGAAAAUGUGGACACUAUAAAUGGUAGAAAUAAAGUACAUAAAGUGCCACUUCAGGCAACCUGAUUCAAGUUUUUCUCCAGCUCCUUUCCUAUUAUAUCCUCUCUUCCUUUUCUUCUUUCUUCAUGACUACUUCUGUUCUGUCUCUGAUAUGUUUAUUUAUGCAAGGGGAGGAAUACCAUCUAAUUUGUGUAGUAAUAUAUAAAGACCAUAUUUCACAAUAUUUUGUCAUUAUACUCAACUCUACAGAUAGGUUUCACUUGUCAAAAAGGAAAUAUCUAUAUGUCUAAACAAGUUCCAAGUUCCGUAUGGAAAAUACUUUUUCAAA